Messenger RNA from Anneissia japonica, 1662 nucleotides. RefSeq names its product abnormal cell migration protein 13-like. The record is from RefSeq and is a predicted model, not a curated record. The coding region runs from base 345 to 1343 and encodes 332 amino acids. The transcript is spliced from 4 exons. Gene Ontology annotation, molecular function: protein binding. Lineage: Eukaryota; Metazoa; Echinodermata; Crinoidea; Comatulida; Comatulidae.
GAUUGGCAUGGGUGAGUAACGCUAAGGCUAAGGCACGAACUACAGUACCUUGUUUUGAGAUUUGUAAGUGGACGGGCUCACAAUACACUGCGCAGAGUAUCCGUUCAUUCGGCCUGCUGUGCUCUAUUUAGUCCGCAGGCGAGUCAUUGGAAGGAAUAUUACUGACCGCACAAAACAACGGGAAUAAUAUUGGUUUGGCUCCGUGUAAAGGAACGAAUAUUUCUCCUGCAUGUCAUACCUGAAGUCGUCCUUGUUCAUUUCUUAAGAACGUUGCAAAGAGCCCGCAAUUUAAGGAUAUUUUACCUACAUGUUGGCAUACGGAUAGAUACUUUAGCGAACACAUCAUGCCUGUUCCCAAGAAGAUAUUGACUGAAUUACUUAUAAUAAUAAUAUCCGCGCUAGCCUUGGUCGAAAGCACGACAGACGCAGAUAAAGUAUAUAUCCAGGAUGCGAAUUGUGAGCACGUACGAAACAUCACCAAAACAUCGGCGAUUAUUUCGUCACACAGGUCCGUCACUGAAAAACCGUACCAUAUGUCCAAAGACUGCAUAAUCCUCAUAUCAGCUCCGCCAGGACAACAGAUAAACUUACGCUUCGAAUUCUUCGAUCUGCAUCCAUCCUUUGACAAGGAAAGCAGCAAUUGCAACCCGAUUUCAGGAGAUAAGUUAAUGAUCUACGAAAGUGGAGACAUGACAAAGAAAGAUUUCUUUAGCCAGCCUGCUGACAAAACGUAUUGCGGUGGUACGGGAAAGUUUCCAAAUGAUUAUAAAUCAAGUACAAAUGCAAUUGCUGUCCGGUUUUUCUCCGAUGGCGUCGAAUCUAAAAAGGAUUUUGGAUUCAUAUUCACCUAUACGACGUUCAAAACUGAAGAAAGCAGUGACUGUUUCAUGUGCAGUGAUGGUACAAUGUGUAUCACCUCAGAUGUAGUUUGCGAUGAUAUUGAAAAUUGUAAUGACGAUAGCGAUGAAAAUCCUGACAUUUGUUCUGCUGAAAAGAAGAAUAUAAUUCAGGAGUGGAUUGACUGGUUAGGCGUUGAAGUUGUAAUAGUCAUUGCUGCAGCUCUUGGACUUGUUCUAAUUGUAAUGAUAAUUACAUGUUUUGUAUGCUGUUGUGGAUGCUGUACAAGAAAAGAAAAGCGCGAUUCUAAGCCAUACAGGGCGCCACCAACGCCAAGACCAACUUCGUUUCCAUCGCAGUCAAACUUCUCUUCGUACUCAUCAAAUUCAGCAGGCCCAGGAAGAUAUUUUCCACCACCCAAUAUGUACCCACCGAUCCAAAAUGGCGGCUAUAGCGUAGUGUAUAACCAUGACAAUGGAAAAGUAGACUUUCCGCAGAAACUUUGAUUUGGAUGAAGUUUCCCUGUGGAAUUCUUACGACGUAGUUCCAUUAUCUGACUUUCGGUCAAUCUUUACAAAAACUGAUUAUGAAUAUUUUGACGAUUUUAUAUUGACAGUUUACCUGUUCUGUACUGAGAUCAGGUACUAUCAGAUAUGUUUAAAUGUUUAAGCGUAAACUCCAACGAAUAAAAUUAAAUACUUCUCGAAGUAACUCUGCUGUAACUCAAAUCGAGCCUGUAUCCCAACGUCUCGUUACUAAUUUAAAUAUCGCUUUGGCUAAAGUUAGAAACAUUGGUGUAUGUUAAGUGUUUCAUGAUUUUAGUAA